UUGAAAAGCGGCGCAUUGUUUGUGAAUGAGAGAAUCGACAGAGAAGAGCUGUGUCCUGGCGCUCAGAAAUGUACUUUAUUUUUAGAAGCCAUUAUUCACAAUCCGUUAAAUCUUUACCGCAUAGAAAUUAAUGUGUUAGACGUAAAUGAUAACGCACCGUUUUUUUCACGGAAUAAGAUGGAGUUGAACGUAAGCGAAUUUGCUAAUCCAGGAGACAAAUUCUCCAUUCUUACGGCAGAAGAUCCUGAUAUGGGCAGUAACUCGGUUAAAACGUACAAGCUGAGUCCGAAUGAACACUUUGGCCUGGAUGUACAAAGCGAAGGAGAACAGAUACAGUCUGCUCAGUUGGUGCUUCAGAAAGCACUAGACCGAGAGAAACAGGCCGUAAUCACACUAGUAGUGACUGCUUUUGACGGAGGAAAACCUCCCAGAUCCGGUACCCUACAGAUCACCGUGAACGUGAUGGAUGUGAACGAUAACACCCCAGCAUUUAGCAGGCAAUUGUAUAAGGUUAAACUGAACGAGAAUGUUCCAUCCGGGACGCCGGUCAUAACACUGAAGGCGACCGAUUCAGAUGAAGGAUCUAAUGGGCAAAUAAUGUACUCUUUACUUAAUCAAAAAAACAUUAAGCUUAACCUUUUUCACAUUAAUCCAAAUACAGGUGAAAUGACCGUAAAGGGAAAUAUAGACUACGAAGAAAAUCCUAAUUUUGAAAUCCGUGUAGAAGCUACUGAUCAAGGUUUCCAUCCACGCAGUACGCAAUGUAAAGUCUUGAUUGAAGUAAUUGACAUGAAUGACAAUCAUCCUGAAAUAUCAAUCACUCCAUUAAUGAAAACUUUAAGGGAAGACGCAACUAACGGAACAGCCUUGGCGCUGAUUACAGUGUCUGAUAAAGAUGGAGGCAGAAAUGGAAUGGUGAAUUGCGAUAUAGUAGGUUAUUUUCCUUUUAAACUGCAGACUUCUAUUAAAAACUAUUAUUCGCUCGUCGUUGCUGGACCGCUGGAUAGAGAAAUUGUUUCUCAGUAUAACGUCACCAUGACAGCUACAGAUGAGGGAACCCCGCCUCUGUCCAGCACCAGCGUCAUUACUGUGCACGUUUCUGAUGUGAACGACAACGCGCCGCGCUUCCCAGAGCCGAUGAUAAAUAUCUAUGUAAAAGAGAACAAUCAGAUCGGCACCGUUAUAUAUACCGUGUCUGCGGCUGAUCCGGAUGAAAACGAAAACGCCCGAGUUUCUUACUCGCUCAUAGAAGGCUCUUCAGCCAGUGUUCCGCUUUCUAGUGUAAUAAACGUUAAUUCGGCCAGUGGGGAGAUAUACAGCCUACAGUCUUUUAACUACGAAGAAGUGAAAACGUUUCAGUUUCAAGUUCAGGCCACAGACUCUGGUGAGCCUCCUCUAAGCAGCAACGUGACCGUGAAGGUUUUCAUCCUGGAUGAGAAUGACAACAGUCCUGGGAUCCUCCUGCCCUAUUCGGACCAGGGCUCCGUCAGUACUGAGAGCAUUCCCUACUCUGCCGAAGCGGGCUACUUCGUGGCCAAGAUCAGAGCUGUAGAUGCGGACUCUGGUUAUAAUGCACUUCUCUCUUACCACAUCGCCGAACCCAAGGGAAGCAACCUGUUUAGAAUCGGAACCAGCAGCGGGGAGAUACGG
This is a messenger RNA of Brienomyrus brachyistius, 1650 nucleotides long. RefSeq names its product protocadherin alpha-3-like. The transcript has a single exon. Gene Ontology annotation, molecular function: calcium ion binding. Gene Ontology annotation, biological process: homophilic cell-cell adhesion. NCBI's taxonomy places the organism in Eukaryota, Metazoa, Chordata, Actinopteri, Osteoglossiformes, Mormyridae. The record is from RefSeq and is a predicted model, not a curated record. The annotation marks the transcript as partial. Gene Ontology annotation, cellular component: plasma membrane.